Molecule: messenger RNA, 2037 nt
Organism: Cajanus cajan (pigeon pea)
Lineage: Eukaryota; Viridiplantae; Streptophyta; Magnoliopsida; Fabales; Fabaceae
Gene: BGLU41
Product: beta glucosidase 41
Biological process (GO): carbohydrate metabolic process
Molecular function (GO): beta-glucosidase activity
Source: RefSeq, a predicted model, not a curated record
CAAUCUCUUGUCCGCAACUAUAACCUAUUAUUGACGCAGACUGCACCAUUUCCUAAGGUUCAAGUUUCCUCAUCAUAUCAAAUUUUCAAAACACCCUUUUCAAUUCUCAUCUCCCUUCACACACACACUACCAAAUUUGCUCUAAGAACAAUAUAGAAAAAUCUAUUCCCUAUCAAAGUCCCUCACAGAAGUUGAAUAAGAAGGACAAUAAAUGGGGAUUCAUAUCUCACAACAUGUGCUAGUUUCUUUGGAAACUCACCCUCUUUAGUCUAUUUCUUCUUCAGCCAUAGCCUUCACCUUUACAUCAAAGAUAGCUACAUUUUUGCUGUAUAUAAAGAAACCAAAGCAAUAUAGCCUCUAACCACAAAAGACUCACUAACCAACAACAUAAAUGUUUUCAACAUCAACCAUCAUGAGGAUUAGUAUUAUUUCUAUUGCUCUUUUCCUCACAACUCAACUUCUUGUGAGAGCAGAAUCAAUAAGCAGAACAGAUUUUCCAAAGGGGUUUAUCUUUGGAACUGCUUCUUCAGCUCACCAGUUUGAGGGAGCUGUUGAUGAAGGAAAUAAAGGAGAUAGCAUAUGGGAUACUUUCUCAAGGAUACCAGGGAGAAUUUUGGACUUCAGCAAUGCAGACAUGGCAGUGGAUCAAUAUCACCGAUUUCAGAAUGAUAUAAACUUGAUGAAGGAUUUGGGAAUGGAUUCUUACAGAUUUUCCAUAUCAUGGCCGAGAAUUUUCCCAAAUGGAACAGGGGAACCUAAUAAAGAGGGGAUAAAAUAUUACAACAGCCUCAUUGAUGCUUUACUUGAAAAAGGAAUCCAGCCUUUUAUAACACUAUAUCAUUGGGAUCUUCCACAGAUGCUUGAAGAUAAAUAUGAAGGAUGGUUAAGCACACAAAUCAUAAAAGAUUUCGAGCAUUAUGCCUAUACAUGCUUCCAAGCUUUUGGAGACAGAGUAAAGCACUGGAUUACCUUCAAUGAGCCUCAUAACUUUGCACUCCAUGGUUAUGAUUUAGGCAUCCAAGCACCAGGAAGAUGUUCCCUGCUUGGUCGUCUUCUAUGUAAGAAGGGAAAAUCCUCCACUGAGCCAUACAUUGUUGCUCAUAAUAUUCUCUUAUCACAUGCUGCUGCCUAUAGAAGUUACCAACAACAUUUCAAGGAACGACAAGGAGGUCAAAUUGGAAUAGCACUAGAUGUCGUUUGGUAUGAACCCAUAACAGAACUUGAUGAAGACAAAGAUGCAGCAGCAAGAGCUAUGGACUUUUCCCUUGGAUGGUUUCUUGACCCGCUUUUCUUUGGAAAAUAUCCUCCCUCAAUGAAAAAACUUGUAGCUGAGAGAUUGCCAGAGAUUUCUGAUGCAACCUCAAACUUCCUUGUGGGAUCUUUGGAUUUUAUUGGCAUAAAUCACUACACCUCAGUGUAUACUCGUAACGACAGGACUCGAAUUCGUAAAUUUGUUAUGCAAGAUGCUGCUUCUGAUGCUGCUGUCAUUACAACCGCAUACCGAAGAGGAGCAGCAAUUGGAGAAAAGGCAGCUUCAAGUUGGCUACACAUUGUUCCAUGGGGGAUCCGAAAGUUGGUAAAACAUGUGAAAGACAGAUAUGGGAACACGCCAGUAAUUAUAACAGAGAAUGGAAUGGAUGACCCAAGCAAACCCUUUAUGACCUUAGAGAAGGCCUUAAAGGAUGACAAAAGGAUAAGGUACCAUAGAGACUAUCUCUCAAACCUAUCUGCUGCUAUAAGGCAAGAUGAUUGCAAUGUACGAGGUUACUUUGUAUGGUCAUUACUUGACAAUUGGGAGUGGAACAUGGGAUACACCGUACGCUUUGGACUCUACUAUGUUGAUUUCAGGAACAAUCUUACUAGGAUACCGAAAGAUUCGGUGCAAUGGUUCAAAAAUGUACUCAGAUUAAAGACAGAAAAGAGUAGUGAAAUUUGAAUCGCUUUGUCUUGCACACAUCAAAGGCAUUUUGUAAUUGUAAAGUUCUUAGAAAAAUUAUUGAAUGAAAUGACAUCCACAAUGGAGUUAACAUGAAGUUA